CGCAAACGUAGCACGUGUUACAGAAAACAGCGCGCGAAGAGCAACUCGCAGCUUCAACAGCUAUGUCCGUCAUGAUGGUGCAGGUGGAUGUGAUGUGCUGUAAAUCAGUAGGAACUGAUCUGUCUAUGCUGGAUAUUGAUGAUUUGAUGACAGAAAUCUGUCAGCUGAAGAAAGAGGUGAAGUUACUGGAGACAAAACUCAGAGAGAGAGACCAACUCAACAGAAAGGAUGUAUGUGGUGUUUCUCUCUGUGACUUCACUGAUCAAACAUCUCCAGAUCUUCUGCUUUCUGUCUGUAAUGAAGAGCAGAAGACAUCAGUGAAGCUGCCUGACUGUGAGAUGGAGCUGAAGACACAAAUCAAAGAAGAACAAACAGAUGAAGAUGAUGUAUUUUAUUCAGACCUGAUGGAGGAGGAAAGUUCAGAAUUGAAUGAAAUUGAGGAAAAAAGUCAUCAUCUCAAAAUUGGAGAAGAAUCGGAACAGAAAUUCUCACCAAAAAAUAGUCCGAUAGCAAAAGACAAACAAUCUUCCUCCUGCCCUCAGUGUGGAAAGAUCUUCAAUCAUAAAUCCAAACUUACUAGGCACAUGAGAAUUCACACUGGAGAACGGCCGUACACAUGUGAUCAGUGUGGAAAGACCUUUAUUAGUAACUGCCACCUUAAGAGACAUUUAAAAAUUCACAUCAAAGAAAGAUCUUAUAGAUGUGACCAGUGUGGAAGGACCUUUACUUGUAAAGUCCACCUUAAAGACCACAUGAGAGAUCACACUGGAGAAAAACCUUACGGAUGUCAUCUGUGUGGAAUGAUGUUCUUUCAUAAAGCCAUGCUUCAAGCUCACAUGAGACGUCACACAGAAGAGAAAUCUCACCACUCCUCCUCAUCUAUAAAUGAUGUAUGUGGUGUUUCUCUCUGUGACUUCACUGAUCAAACAUCUCCAGAUCUUCUGCUUUCUGUCUGUAAUGAAGAGCAGAAGACAUCAGUGAAGCUGCUGGACUGUGAGAUGGAGCUGAAGACACAAAUCAAAGAAGAACAAACAGAUGAAGAUGAUGUGAUUUAUGCUAACCUGAUGAAGGUGAAGGAGGAAAGUUCAGGAAUGAAUGAAAUGGAGGAAAAACCUCAUCAUCUCAUAAUUGAAGAAGAAUCUCUGAGCUGCUUGAACACUGAUCAAAAUUUCACAUCAAACAUUAGACAGAUUGCAACAGACAAACAAUCUCCCUCCUGCCCUCAGUGUGGAAAGAUCUUCGCUCAUAAAUCCAAACUUACUAGGCACAUGAGAAUUCACACUGGAGAACGGCCGUACAUAUGUGAUCAGUGUGGGAUGACCUUCACUAGUAACUUCCACCUUAAGCGACACAUGAAUAUCCACACUGGAGAAAGAUCUUAUAGAUGUGACCAGUGUGGAAGGACCUUUACUCGUAAAGACCACCUUAAAGACCACAUGAGAGAACACAAUGGAGAGAAAUCUCACCACUGCUCCUCAUGUGGACGGAGUUUUAAAGAUUCGACAUGUCUUGAGACUCACAGGAAGAAGUGUUAUAAACUUUAUCCACAUGAAACUAUCAGAAGAUCCCUGAGAUUUUCGGGAAAAACGUGUAAAAAUUAUUUUGAUGAAGAAAGUAUGUCCGUCAUGAUGGUGCAGGUGGAUGUGAUGUGCUGUAAAUCAGAUGUCUGUGGUGUUUCUCUCUGUGACUUCACUGAUCAAACAUCUCCAGAUCUUCUGCUUUCUGUCUGUAAUGAAGAGCAGAAGAGAUCAGUGAAGCUGCUGGACUGUGAGAUGGAGCUGAAAACACAAAUCACAGAAGCGGAAGUACAGACAGAAAAAGAUCUGAUGAAGGUGAAAACAGAAAUGACAGAAUCAGGACAACAAACAGAUGGAUGUGAUAUGAUGUAUCCAGGAGAAUCUCUGGGUAGCUGGGAGGUUGCGAAGAAUUUCUCCUUAAAAAACUCUGGGAGAGCAGCAGACAAAGAUUCAAGUGCCUGCCCUCAGUGUGGAAAGAGCUUCACUCGUAAAUCUGAUCUUAAUAAGCACAUAAGAAGUCACACUGGAGAACGGCCUUACGCAUGUGAGCAGUGUGGAAUGACCUACAUUCAUAAACACCACCUCAACAGGCACAUACAAAUGCACAUCGGAGAAAGAUCUUUUAAAUGUGACCAGUAUGGAAAGACCUUUGUUCGUAAAGACAACCUUAAUGUGCACAAGGAAGUUCAUACAAAGCCUUACAGGUGUGACCUGUGUGGAAAGUGCUUCUUGUAUCAACACAUCCUUCAGGCUCACAUGAGACGUCACCCAGGAGAGAAAGCUUUCAACUGCACCUCAUGUGGACAGAGUUUUAAACAAUCAAAACAUCUUGAGACUCACAGGAAGAAGUGCUGGAAAGUUCAUCCACAUGAAACUGUUCAGAUCAGAAGAUCCCUGAGAGUUACAAUCCAGCAGGUGGCGCAAACGCAGCACGUGUCACAGAAAACAGCGCGCGAAGAGCAACUCGCAGCUUCAACAGCUAUGUCUGUCAUGAUGGUGCAGGUGGAUGUGAUGUGCUGUAAAUCAGUAGGAACUGAUCUGUCUAUGCUGGAUAUUGAUGAUUUGAUGACAGAAAUCUGUCAGCUGAAGAAAGAGGUGAAGUUACUGGAGACAAAACUCAGAGAGAGAGACCAACUCAACAGAAAGGAUGUAUGUGGUGUUUCUCUCUGUGACUUCACUGAUCAAACAUCUCCAGAUCUUCUGCUUUCUGUCUGUAAUGAAGAGCAGAAGACAUCAGUGAAGCUGCUGGACUGUGCGAUGGAGCUGAAGACAGAAAUCACAGAAAAACAAACAGAUGAAGAUGAUGUGAUUUAUUCAGACCUGAUGGAGGAGGAAAGUUCAGAAUCGAAGGAAAUGGAGGAAAAACCUCAUCAUCUCAUAAUUGUAGCAGAAACUGAACAAAAUUUCACAUCAAAAAAUAGUCAGAUAGCAACAGACGAACAAUCUCCCUCCUGCCCUCAGUGUGGAAAGAUCUUCACUCGUAAAUCCACACUUAGUAGGCACAUGAGAAUUCACACUGGAGAACGACCGUACACAUGUGAUCAGUGUGGGAUGACCUUCACUAGUAACUGCCACCUUAAGAGACACAUGAAAAUUCACACUGGAGAAAGAUCUUAUAGAUGUGACCAGUGUGGAAGGACCUUUACUCGUAAAGACCACCUUAAAGACCACAUGAGACUUCACAAUGGAGAGCAAUCUCACCACUGCUCCUCAUGUGGACAGAGUUUUAAAGAUUCAACACGUCUUGAGACUCACAGAAAGUUUUGUCAAGAGAGCCAAGUUCAUCUACGUGAAAGCGUUCGGAUAAGAAGAUCCCUGAGAUCUUCUGAAGAUGUAUGUGGUGUUUCUCUCUGUGACUUCACUGAUCAAACAUCUCCAGAUCUUCUGCUUUCUGUCUGUAAUGAAGAGCAGAAGACAUCAGUGAAGCUGCUGGACUGUGAGAUGGAGCUGAAGACACAAAUCAAAGAAGAACAAACAGAUGAAGAUGAUGUGAUUUAUUCUAACCUAAUGGAGGUGAAAGAGGAAAGUUCAGAACCAAAUGAAAUUGAGGAAAAACCUCAUCAUCUCAUAACUGGAGUAGAAUCUGUGAGCUGCUCGAACACGGAGACGAAUUUCCCACAAACAAAAUCUCAAAUAACAACAGACAAACAAUCUUCCUCCUGCCCUCACUGUGGAAAGAUCUUCGCUCAUAAAUCCAAACUUACUAGGCACAUGAGAAUUCACACUGGAGAACGGCCGUACACAUGUGAUCAGUGUGGGAUGACCUUCACUAGUAACUUCCACCUUAAGAGACACAUGAAUAUUCACACUGGAGAAAGAUCUUAUAGAUGUGAGCAGUGUGGAAGGACCUUUACUCGUAAAGACCACCUUAAAGACCACAUGAGACUUCACAAUGGAGAGAAAUCUCACCACUGCUCCUCAUGUGGACGGAGUUUUAAAGAUUCGACACGUCUUGAGACUCACAGGAAGAAGUGUUAUAAACUUUAUCCACAUGAAACUAUCAGAAGAUCCCUGAGAUUUUCUGGAAAAACGUGUAAAAAUUAUUUGUGAUGAAGUUUGUCUUUGACCUUCACUGAAUGAUUUGUUUCAAACAGUGUAAUUAUUUAGCAAAAACCGAUUUUGCAGUAAUGUUAACAUGAAUUUAUUUUAUCAGUGGGUUCAUGACAAGGGCCACCAGAGGUCAAUAAAUGAAAGUUUUUGUGAUUUUGUAAAGUUGAAUUGUUUGUUUAGUGAUGAAGAAAGUGUUUGAAGAGAUACAGCUCAUCUGAUUUAAAGUCUGAAAUAAAACAUGUUAUUACACAAUGA
This is a messenger RNA of Triplophysa dalaica, 4322 nucleotides long. RefSeq names its product zinc finger protein 91-like. The record is from RefSeq and is a predicted model, not a curated record. Bases 63 to 4067 code for a protein of 1334 amino acids. Lineage: Eukaryota; Metazoa; Chordata; Actinopteri; Cypriniformes; Nemacheilidae. The transcript is spliced from 17 exons.